AUGGUUGCUGAAGACACCAGCAGAGGCCCCAGCACUGGCUUACUAGCCAGUGUGGGAGCUUUGGCCCCAGUUGGAUGGGAGCAUGUGGAAGAUGUUUCACAGGAGAAGAUCAAUCCCAAGGAAGAUCUCUCUUUUCACUUUAGUGAUACGCUGCUUCUGCUGGCACUCGAUAUUAGCAUCUACGGCACGGCAGAGACAAAGCAAGCGCUGGGCUCGCCCCGGGCGAGCGUGGCCCGCGAGCACUGCCCGCGAGCGCACGGCAGCCGCCCAGCAGGCCCCGGCCACGCGGGAGGGGCCUCCGCACCUCCGACGUCCUCCUCCACCCGCCUACCCCGCACAUCCCUCCUCACUCUCCGCACCGUCCUCGCCCCUCCCCCGCUCCUUCUCCUCCACUGUUCACUCGCUCCUCACCCCGUCGCUUCCCCGCCCGGGGCUCGGGAGGCGGCGCCUGGUGAAUCACCGUCACGUGGGCCCCGGGUGCGCAAAGGCGGGCUGCGCCUCGGCGGCUCUGGCGCUCCGCGCCUUAGUGGAAAAUUCCCGGAGACCUACUGGGGCUGCGCGCCGGAGGCCCCGCCCGCCGUCGCUUCCCUCCUCGCUGCCCCCCUGCCCCCGUCUUCCGGCCGCGGCCCGGCCCCGCCACUGCAGAGGUUCCUUUCUCCCCCGGGAGCCGCGCUGCGCAAGCCCCGCCCGCUGCAGCCCCCGGGCUGGCGCCGCCCGCGCCGCUCGCCCUCGGGUUGGCAGCCCUCACUUCCUUCGCGCCCCUCCUUGGGGCUCCGAGCCGCGGCGCGGCCUUGCCCCCGGACCUUGUGUGUAGCCGGCUGGCAUCCUGAGAAGCCAGGAGCGGCGUCCUGGCGCCUCCGCCUUCGCCGCUGGGGCGCCGCAAGCCCCCUCAGUCCCGCCACCCCAGAUCCGCAUGACACGCCCUCCCCCCACCUCGGGUGGAGUGAAAGACAAAGGGAGAAGCCGGUUCCGAUGGGCGUCUUGUCUUCCACUCCACGCACUGCGUCGUCGCUCAAACAAAGCACGUACUCGGCUCGAUUUUUACUUACCCCUACUUAACCACCAGGCAAAUAAAAGUUAUUUUCCCUUUCCCAUAACAUUCCUCACUUGGUUUUUCCAACCACGAAUGAAAUUUAUUCCUGAGACAGCAACUUUGGAGAGUUAGUUGACCUCAUCCACCCAGGGGUGACAAAUGGCUACACAAUGACAUUAUUUCACUCAAAAGGGGUGUGUUAUGCGCGUGGUUCACCUCAAGAAAACAAAUAACGUUUAACGGUUUUAGCGACUGGUUGGUUCUGGACUGUCCUUUUGGGUGGAAGACACUGAAUGGGGUGGGGGGUUGAGAAGUGGUAUCAGCGCCAGUUGUCCCAAAAUGGGGUUACUUGGAACUGGAUGCAGGCGUCUUAAUCAGACACAGGGUGCCAAAGAUUUCAGCCAAAACUGGGAGUUUUACCUGAGUAAGGAUUCCAGAACCGAGCUCAGAUAGGCUUUUCAUCUAAGAACCAGAAUUACAGCUUAAUUCUUGAUUCUCAGUGAAAACUUGGCACGUUCUGAAUAACCUGGAAGCAUGUACGUGAGAAUUCACGUCUGCGAUUUUGUUUUCACAUUUCACUUUCCAAGCCACUUACUGCUAAUUAGCAGGUGUCAGUGAAAGAACUAUGGUCAAUAAAUCCUUCAUCUUUCUGCA
Molecule: messenger RNA, 1687 nt
Organism: Panthera uncia (snow leopard)
Lineage: Eukaryota; Metazoa; Chordata; Mammalia; Carnivora; Felidae
Exons: 4
Coding region: 1-1059 (352 amino acids)
Source: RefSeq, a predicted model, not a curated record